AUGGACCCCAGCACCUACCCCUAUGGUGACGGCAAGACCGGUGAUGCCACCAACUUCGGUAUCUUCAAGCAGAAUUGGAUGAUGCUGCGCACUUCCGCCACCGAGUUUCUUGGCGACAAGGUUGAGGAUGUCAAGAAGGGCGAUGUCCUGAACACCAACCUUGAGAAGGAUAUCAAGGCCCGUCACGACGGCGAGAAGAAGUACGGCUUUGACGUCUGGUACGCUGGUCACCGCAACGGCGCGUCCGGUCUCGAGAACCCCAACACUCAGGAUAUCACCAACUACAAGAGCGCUGUCAAGUGGAUCAAGUCCCAGAUCGAGAGCGACAAGAAGUACCAGAGCGACGACACCCGUUUCUGGGUUGAUGUCGUUGCCAUCUAA
Messenger RNA from Aspergillus pseudotamarii, 381 nucleotides. RefSeq lists its product as uncharacterized. The transcript has 4 exons. Lineage: Eukaryota; Fungi; Ascomycota; Eurotiomycetes; Eurotiales; Aspergillaceae. The coding region runs from base 1 to 381 and encodes 126 amino acids. The record is from RefSeq and is a predicted model, not a curated record.